CGCAGCGAUGCGCGCCAAACAGCUGAUGGACUCCAACCUCAAAAAGUUUUGCUGCGAGAAUUUGAAUUUAUUGUGGAGCUUUGCAUAAUGUUGCCGCUGCGCUGGAGUUUGCUAAAGCCGCUCCAGAAUGGAUACCGGCAGGGUCGUCGUUACCUGGCCCAGAAGAACCUCCUGGAGCUCACGGAUCGCGGAUUUUUCCAAGGCAUUUUCCCGGACACAGCGGCGCCCAAAAUGAAACAGCUCUUCACCAGUGGCCAGCAGAGCAUCUACGCAGGAUUCGAUCCCACCGCCGACAGCCUGCACGUGGGUAAUCUCCUCGUGAUUAUGGGCCUCAUCCACUGCCAGAGAUCGGGUCACAGGCCAAUUGCCCUGGUUGGAGGAGCCACUGGUCUCAUUGGGGAUCCCAGUGGACGCAAGACGGAGCGCAAUCAACUGGGCGAGUCGGUGAUCGAGACCAAUCUGAGGGCCAUCGAGCAGCAGCUGAGACAGGUGUUCGAGAAUCACGAAAAGUGCCUCUGGGACACGAGCAAACACAAAUCUCCACUACCUCCACUAAAAAUCGUCAACAAUGCCGACUGGUAUGCCGACCUGCAGCUCAUUGACUUUGUGGCCAAUAUGGGUCGCCACUUCCGCAUGGGUUCCAUGCUCUCCAGAUCCUCGGUGCAGUCGCGCCUGGAAUCGGAGGACGGCAUGAGCUUCACCGAGUUCACCUACCAGAUCUUCCAGGCCUACGAUUGGCUGCAUCUGUUAAGGCGCCACAACUGCUGCUUCCAAAUGGGCGGCUCUGAUCAGACGGGCAACCUGAUGACCGGUCACGAGCUCAUCAGUCGGGUGGAGCGCAAGCGGGAGGUCUUCGGACUAACCCUGCCUCUGGUCACCACGCAGGAGGGCGACAAGUUUGGCAAGUCGGCGGGCAAUGCCGUGUGGCUGGACGGGAACAAGACCUCGCCCUUCGCCCUCUACCAGUUCUUCCUGCGCAUGCCAGACUCCGAAGUGGAGAAGCUUCUCAAGCUGUUCACCUUCAUCCCGCUGCCGCAAAUCGAACAGUUAAUGAACGAACACACGAGGGAGCCGGAGAAGCGCAAGGCGCAGACGCUACUGGCCGAGGAUGUAACCCUAUUAGUUCAUGGAGAAAAUGGACUGAAGCAGGCGGAGCGUGUGACCAAUGCCUUGUACAAGGGCAAUGUGGAGGGAUUGGCGGAGCUGAACCUCGCCGAGAUCCAGCAGACCUUCCAGGGAGCCACCAUGGUGGAUCUGUUGACCGAGCCCGGAAUGUCCAUCCUGGAGUUGGCCAUGAAGGCCAAGUGCUUUCCCACCGAGACCGAUGCCGUGCGCAUUAUAAAUGCAGGUGGAUUCUAUGUCAACCAGAAGCGAGUGCAGAAUAUUGCCGAGGUGCUCACCACGGGAAUACACAUCCUGCGGAACGGAGUGUCCCUGCUGCGCGUGGGCAAACGCAACUUCUACAUCGUGCGCUGGCAAUAGCCCUCACAAAACACUUGUUAUCCGGUAAUUGUAACUUGUUAUUUGUGUUAAAUAAUCAUAGGUUGUACAGCUA
Molecule: messenger RNA, 1555 nt
Organism: Drosophila elegans
Lineage: Eukaryota; Metazoa; Arthropoda; Insecta; Diptera; Drosophilidae
Gene: TyrRS-m
Product: tyrosine--tRNA ligase, mitochondrial
Exons: 5
Coding region: 88-1482 (464 amino acids)
Biological process (GO): tyrosyl-tRNA aminoacylation
Cellular component (GO): cytosol; mitochondrion
Molecular function (GO): RNA binding; ATP binding; tyrosine-tRNA ligase activity
Source: RefSeq, a predicted model, not a curated record